CUGCUUGUUUUCCUGUUCCACUGGCAGUGUGGGCUUUCACCAGCCAGCGAGCGACAGCGUCCCCACCGCGAACGUCUCUGCGUUUUAACGAGACGCAAUGAACUCUCUGAACCAGCAGUACGAGGAGAAGGUGCGUCCCUGCAUCGACCUGAUCGACUCCCUGCGCUCUCUGGGGGUGGAGAAGGACCUGGCGCUGCCUGCCAUAGCCGUGAUAGGGGACCAGAGCUCCGGGAAGAGUUCGGUGCUGGAGGCGCUGUCCGGGGUGGCGCUGCCGAGAGGAAGCGGCAUUGUUACAAGAUGUCCUCUCGAGCUGAAGAUGAAGAAAAGGAAAGAAGGUCAGGACUGGCAUGGAAAGAUCAGUUACCAAGAACACACGGAGGAGAUAAAUAAUCCCGCAACUGUGGAGAAAAUAAUUAAAAUAGCACAGAACAAAAUAGCUGGAAAGGGUAGUGGGAUCAGCGAGGAACUCAUUACUCUGGAAAUCUCCUCCCCGAAUGUUCCCGACCUGACUCUCAUCGAUCUGCCUGGCAUUGCCAGGGUGGCUGUGGCAGGACAGCACGAGAGAAUCGGUGAUCAGAUAAAGAGACUCAUCGAGAAGUACAUCAAAAAACAGGAGACCAUCGGUCUGGUGGUGGUUCCAUCCAAUGUGGACAUAGCGACCACCGAGGCUUUGCACAUGGCUAAACAGGUUGAUCCCUUUGGAGAGAGGACUCUGGGUAUCCUGACGAAACCUGACCUGGUGGACAAAGGCACAGAGGAGACAGUGGUGAAAACAGUCCGCAAUCAAGUCAUCCCUCUGAAGAAGGGCUACAUGAUCGUCAAAUGCAGGGGCCAGAAGGAGAUUUUAGAGAAACUGUCUCUUGCCGAAGCAAUCGAGAGAGAGAACGCCUUCUUUAACGAUCAUUCGCAUUUCCAGACUCUGUUAUACGAUGGUCUGGCCACCAUCCCAAAACUAGCAGAGAAACUCACACUGGAGCUUGUGAAUCACAUCCAGAGAUCUCUACCUGAACUGGAAAAGCAGAUGGAGACUAAACUUAAAGAGACUCAGGCAAAGUUGGACAAAAUGGGCUGUGGACCACCGACUGAUUGCACUGAGAGACUUGGUUUUCUUAUCGAUAGGGUGACGGCAUUCACACAGGAUGCCAUUUACCUCAGCAAAGGGGAGGACAUAAAAUGCGGAUACAAGUCCAAGAUCUUCUCCAUACUCAGACAACAGUUUGCUGUUUGGAAAACAAUUAUUGAUAACUCCGGAACAACAUUCAACUGGAAUAUUCAGAAGGAGGUAGCUCAGUACGAACGCAAGUACCGCGGGAAAGAGCUCCCAGGCUUCAUCAACUACAAGACGUUUGAGGCCAUGGUGAAGGAGCAGAUCAAGGAGCUGGAGGAGCCUGCAAUCACAAAACUCAAGGAGGUGACAGAACUUGUGAAGAAAGAGCUGUUUGGAUUGGCCCAGAGGAGCUUGGUUGGCCUGCCUAACCUUAUCAGAACUGCUAAGAUGAAGAUCGAAGCCAUCGCCAACGACAGGGAAGCCUUGGCGGAGUCCAUGCUGCGGACCCAAUUUAAGAUGGAGCUGAUUGUCUACACUCAAGACUGCAGAUACAGCAAGAAGUUGGGGAAGAGGAAGAGAGAAGAAAGCCCCAUCAAUAAUGAAAUCGGAGCCAACCUGAAGGAGAUGAUGAGACAUCUGAAAUCUUACUACCAAAUUGCCGGUCAGCGUCUGGCCGACCAGAUCCCCCUGGUGAUCCAGUACCAGAUGCUGCAGGAGUCUGCCGUUCAGCUGCAGAGAGACAUGCUGCAGAUGCUUCAAGACAGGGAGAAGAUGGAGCUGCUGCUCCAGGAGGACGGAGGCAUAAAAGACCACAGAAUCCUCCUGCACAACUCCAUCAAGCGUCUCUCCAAGGCACGCAUCCUGCUCAGUGAAUUCAGCAUGAACAUAUACGACUUCAGCACAACAGAAGCUUAGUGUGUUGCGUGAAAUCGAAAAACGUUAGUUUUUGAACAGCUAGGGAAAGUUUUGCACCGUAGUCCUAUGUUCUUGGCUUUACUUUUGCGAGGUUUUUCUGCGUGGUUUAUUUUCUGUAAAUAGAACUAAUAGAAAUGUCCACACUUUCAAAAAGAGGUUUUUGUCAUUUAAAAUCUUUGCUAUAGAUCUAAAUCUUUUGCUUUGAUUGUUAAGCAGAAGAAAACAUAAUGAAGCUGCUUCACUUUGAAAUGUAGACUUAAAUAUGGAGACUUAAAAUCACUUAUGUAAGCCUUUUGUUCUGGCGAAAUAAUAAA
Poeciliopsis prolifica (blackstripe livebearer) is the source of this 2277-nucleotide messenger RNA. RefSeq names its product interferon-induced GTP-binding protein Mx-like. The coding region runs from base 98 to 1963 and encodes 621 amino acids. Lineage: Eukaryota; Metazoa; Chordata; Actinopteri; Cyprinodontiformes; Poeciliidae. Gene Ontology annotation, molecular function: GTP binding; GTPase activity; microtubule binding. The transcript has 12 exons. The record is from RefSeq and is a predicted model, not a curated record. Gene Ontology annotation, biological process: defense response to virus. Gene Ontology annotation, cellular component: cytoplasm; microtubule; nucleus.